Molecule: messenger RNA, 1296 nt
Organism: Fraxinus pennsylvanica
Lineage: Eukaryota; Viridiplantae; Streptophyta; Magnoliopsida; Lamiales; Oleaceae
Source: the annotation of a GenBank genome assembly
AUGGAUAUUGACGGCGUAGAAGAGUCGUCGAGGCAGGUGCAAGUCCGGUUUGUAACAAAGCUAAAUCCACCAUAUAAAGCACCUUCAAGUUCCCUUGCCAUUCCUACGAAUAUCACCCGCUUGCGCCUCUCCAAUAUAGUCAACAAUAUCCUGGAAGCCGGAGUUGAUGACUGGCAGUACCAGCCUUUUGAUUUUCUAAUAGAUGGAAGAUUUCUUCGGACGUCGCUUGAAGAUUUUCUUCUUUCCAAAGGCAUUUCUGCUGAAAGAGUAAUAGAAAUUGAAUACAUCAAAGUUGUGGCCCCGAGAAGAGAAGAUAUUUCUUUACACGAUGAUUGGGUUAGUGCUGUCGAUGGUUCAAAUGAAGGGUACAUUUUGACUGGAUGCUAUGAUGGUUUGGGAAGGAUAUGGAAAGAUGCUGGAACUUGUACACAUGUAUUAGAAGGGCAUACUGGCCCAAUUACUUCAGUUUGUGUCAUUAAGCCAAAAGUCGAGAGUGCUUUCGAUCAACUAUUAGCAACUGCUUCUAAAGACAGGUCUCUGAGGUUGUGGAAGUUUGAUGCAGGAGAGUCGGCUCAACCAAAAAAGAUUAGAGCAUUCAAGAUACUAAAAGGUCAUAAUGCUGCUGUGCAGAGCAUUGCUGCACAGCCUUCUGGAGAUAUGGUGUGUUCGGGUUCUUGGGACUCCGCAAUCAACUUGUGGCAGGCAAAUGGUUCUGAUGCUGGAGGUGAUAUAGUUUCAGUGAAGAAGAGGAAAAAGGGUCCCAGAGAUGCGGAACCUCAAUCUGAGAGGGAGGCUGUAUCUUCUCUCGUUGGGCACACGCAAUGUGUCUCUUCUGUGAUCUGGCCGCAACAUGAGACAAUUUAUUCAGCAUCAUGGGAUCAUUCUAUUAGAAGAUGGGAUGUUGAGACUGGCAAAGAUUCACUAAACAUGUUCUGUGGCAAGGCUAUCAAUUGUCUUGAUAUUGGAGGUGAAAGUUCUACCCUUAUUGCAGCUGGCGGUUCUGACCCUACAAUUCGAAUAUGGGAUCCUCGCAAGCCAGGGAAAUAUGAUCCUAUCUUUCAAUUGUCACAACAUAAUUCUUGGAUUUCUUCUUGCAAAUGGCACAAUAAAUCAUGGUUUCACUUGGUCUCUGCAUCAUAUGAUGGAAAAGUUAUGAUAUGGGAUCUGAGAACUACGUUUGCAUUGCAUGUGAUUGACUCGCAUAAGAACAAGGUGUUAUGUGCCGACUGGUGGAAAGAUGAUAGUUGGAGUGAUCAAGGAAUGAAUAUUCUACAUGGAUCCCCACGACAGAUUUGA